ACCAAAGCGCUUCAGUGAGCGCUUGCCGCCGCCCAGCCUCUCCUCGCGCGCCUCCUAGCUCUUCGCAGAGCUACUAGGAGCUAGGAGUGGUUCAGAAACUGAGGGUAGGAAGAUCGAGUCUGUCUGGCUUUUCCCUGUCUUGCAUCUUUUCCCUCUCUYCUUCCCACUCUGUGCGAGAAGUGUGUGAGCUAUGGAGCGAAGAGCCUGGACUCUGCAGUGCGCUGUUUUCGCCCUCUUGUGCKCUUGGUGUGCUUUAAAUAGUGCAAAAGCGAAAAGGCAAUUUGUCAAUGAAUGGGCGGCGGAGAUCCCCGGGGGCCCAGAGGCAGCCUCGGCCAUCGCAGAGGAGCUGGGCUAUGACCUUUUGGGUCAGAUUGGAUCACUUGAAAAUCACUACUUAUUCAAGCAUAAAAACCAUCCCCGAAGGUCUCGAAGAAGUGCCCUUCAUAUCACUAAGAGAUUAUCUGAUGAUGAUCGGGUGAUAUGGGCUGAACAACAGUAUGAAAAAGAAAGAAUUAAACGUUCAGCUUUAAGAGAUUCAGCACUAAAUCUCUUCAAUGACCCGAUGUGGAAUCAGCAGUGGUAUUUGCAAGAUACCAGGAUGACUGCAGCUCUGCCCAAGCUGGAUCUUCAUGUGAUACCUGUUUGGCAAAAAGGCAUUACAGGCAAAGGAGUUGUUAUCACUGUACUGGAUGAUGGCUUGGAGUGGAAUCACACCGACAUUUAUGCCAAUUAUGAUCCAGAGGCUAGCUAUGAUUUUAAUGAUAAUGAUCAUGAUCCAUUUCCCCGAUAUGAUCCCACAAAUGAAAACAAACAUGGGACCAGAUGCGCAGGAGAAAUUGCCAUGCAAGCAAAUAAUUACAAGUGCGGGGUUGGAGUUGCAUACAAUUCCAAAGUCGGAGGCAUAAGAAUGCUGGAUGGYAUUGUGACUGAUGCUAUUGAGGCCAGUUCAAUUGGAUUCAACCCUGGACAUGUGGAUAUUUACAGUGCAAGCUGGGGCCCUAAUGAUGAUGGGAAAACCGUGGAGGGUCCUGGCAGAUUAGCCCAGAAGGCUUUUGAAUAUGGUGUCAAGCAGGGGAGACAAGGGAAGGGCUCCAUCUUCGUCUGGGCUUCUGGGAAUGGGGGGCGUCAGGGAGAUAACUGUGACUGUGAUGGCUACACGGACAGCAUCUACACCAUCUCCAUCAGCAGUGCUUCACAGCAAGGCCUAUCGCCCUGGUACGCUGAGAAGUGCUCCUCCACRCUGGCUACCUCCUACAGCAGCGGGGAUUACACUGACCAGCGAAUCACAAGUGCUGACCUGCAUAACGACUGCACUGAGACCCACACGGGCACCUCUGCCUCUGCACCUCUGGCUGCUGGCAUUUUCGCUCUGGCCUUGGAAGCAAACCCAAAUCUCACCUGGAGAGAUAUGCAGCACUUGGUUGUCUGGACCUCUGAAUAUGACCCAUUGGCCAAUAACCCUGGAUGGAAAAAGAAUGGAGCAGGCUUGAUGGUGAAYAGUCGAUUUGGAUUUGGUUUGCUAAAUGCCAAAGCUCUGGUGGAUUUAGCKGAUCCUGGGACCUGGAGCAGUGUGCCUGAGAAGAAGGAAUGUGUUGUAAAAGACAAUGACUUUGAGCCCAGAGCCCUGCAAGCUAAUGGAGAAGUUAUCAUUGAAAUUCCAACAAGAGCUUGUGAAGGACAAGAAAAUGCUAUCAAGUCCCUGGAGCACGUGCAAUUUGAAGCAACAAUUGAAUAUUCCCGUAGAGGAGACCUUCAUGUCACACUAACUUCUGCUGCUGGAACUAGCACAGUAUUGUUGGCUGAAAGAGAGCGGGACACAUCGCCUAAUGGCUUUAAGAAUUGGGACUUCAUGUCUGUCCAUACAUGGGGAGAGAAUCCUGUAGGCACCUGGACUUUGAGAAUUACAGAUAUGUCUGGAAGAAUGCAAAAUGAAGGGAGAAUUGUGAACUGGAAGCUGAUCUUGCAUGGGACCUCUACUCAGCCAAACCACAUGAAACAGCCUCGUGUGUAUACAUCCUACAACACCGUCCAAAAUGACAGAAGAGGGGUGGAGAAGAUGGUGGACGUGGAGGAGGAGCAACCCACAAAAAAGAACCUAAAUGAGAACCCCYCGGUGUCCAAGAGCCCCAGCAGCAGCAGUGUGGGGGUAAGAAGAGAUGAACUGGCAGAGGGGGGGCCUUCUGAGGCCAUGCUGCGACUCUUACAAAGUGCUUUUAGCAAAAACCUACCUUCAGAGCAAUCACCAAAGAAGUCUCCAAGUGCAAAACUUAACAUUCCUUAUGAAAAUUUCUAUGAGGCCUUGGAAAAGUUGAAUAAACCUUCCCGACUUAAAGACUCUGAGGACAGUUUGUAUAAUGACUAUGUUGAUGUUUUCUACAACACAAAACCUUAUAAGCACAGAGACGACAGGCUGCUGCAAGCUCUGGUGGACAUUCUGAAUGAGGAAAAUUAAAAUAAGUAUGUGGUCCUGAGUUGGAAAUAUUCACACAUCUUCCUUUCCCUUAGAUUUUGCCUGYGUCUCAAGUGGUUGUUUUGGCAUUGAUUCCUAUGCUUAUAAUAUCCUUUAUGGUACCUUUUUCUUUGUCUCCCCACAUUGUAUAUUUAAAGGGGAUGAGCUCAAAUAGGAAAUCUAGCUUCCAGAAUUGAGGAUAGCUCUUUUAAAACAUGUCUUCCCUGCCAGCACAAGUGAAGUGUUGUAUUCUUUAGAGAAUUGACACAUGCCCCCAUGCCAGAUUAGAAUGACUCCUUGAGCCUGUCCAUUUCAUUUCUCACACACACAAAAAGGCAAAACCUGGGGAAUCCAUUCAUUAGAAAAGUAAUCUGCAAAAAUGAGGGAGGGAAAAAACUGUUUCUAUAGCUUGCUCUCUAUCCUUGUCAUGUGGUUCUUUGAAUUUUGCUGCCAAGGAAACAUUCAGAAAGCAGUUAAUGAAUGAGUUACAAUUAGGCCCAUAGCUUAGGUCUAUCUACUCCCAAAUACAAUGCAUACCAGGAGGGAUGAUCUGGUCAUUKUAGGAAAUGGAUAGGUUUUCUUAGGCCCAGAAAGUGACUCUGGAAUGUGUAUCAUGUGUUUAGAAUGGUUCUGGAGCAUUGCUCUUUGCUUGAUGUGCCACAUAGAGGUCUCUGUGGAUCAAAAGGUGACUGUGACUCAUGCUGUGUGCCAUGGUCUUUCUCUGUUUCUCCUCCUUCUUCAACUUUUUCAUAUUUGUUUCCUUUCUCAGCCACAAACUCAGUAUUCAGAGGAUUAAUUUACACCAUUU
This is a messenger RNA of Urocitellus parryii (Arctic ground squirrel), 3257 nucleotides long. RefSeq names its product proprotein convertase subtilisin/kexin type 1 (gene Pcsk1). The record is from RefSeq and is a predicted model, not a curated record. Gene Ontology annotation, biological process: peptide hormone processing. Gene Ontology annotation, cellular component: membrane; neuron projection. Lineage: Eukaryota; Metazoa; Chordata; Mammalia; Rodentia; Sciuridae. Gene Ontology annotation, molecular function: serine-type endopeptidase activity.